Amoebophrya sp. A25 is the source of this 2775-nucleotide messenger RNA. The record is from the annotation of a GenBank genome assembly. Lineage: Eukaryota; Dinophyceae; Syndiniales; Amoebophryaceae.
AUGACAAGUCCUUCUAGCGCAUCCGAAAGAAGUGCGGAGCUUGCUGAAAGAACUCAGCUGUCCGAAUUAGAGGGAGCUCACCAGCAGGAUUUACGCCCCGCCAUCUGCAUCCUUGCAGGGUUCGACGGCGACGAGAGUUGGUAUCCGCUACCCCUCGAAGCGGAUCGUGCCGACUAUACGGUUGGCGAUUUACGUUCAUUCAUCGCGAACAGGGUGCUACAUGUCCCGCCUUGGGCCUUUCGUCUCUUUGCUGGGCGCUGGGACAACGAUCGGACUCCUCUCGGCAACUGUGGAGAUGCUCCCGAAGAUGAAAAUGCUGGACUGUUCAGCGGGGAAGUUGACGACGUCGAGCCCUCCUUCAUUUUGGAAGACGAGCAAGAGUGGGAAAUUGUCGCAGAUCGCGAUGCAAGUUUGCUGACGAAAUGGUUAGAACGCAUUGCAAAAGCUAGGCGUGCUCUUGUCGAGAAAAAAGGGAGCCACGUCGUCGAGAACUUGACACCUUUGAAUGAUGAAUUGUCGCAAAAUGAUGCGCCCGUUUCUCCUUUGCCUGAGCUUGGGCUUGUGGUGUACUUUCGCUAUAUGAAGCGCUUGCUACCCGCCGAGGGAGACCGAUGGAGCAUGUGGGAGAUUAUUGACGAUCUGAAGCAUUCGCACGAGACUUUCUGCAGUGCACGUGGCGUAGCACCAAGCGCAGUGAGUCAGGAGGGCUUUUUCGGAUGGUUUCAUCACUGCGGCAAUCCGUGUCAUAGGCAUCAAGAUCGAGAUCCGGAAGUGAACUGCUUCAAUAGCGAAUGCACUGGUGAUUUCCGUACGUUCGGUAGCUGUGAUUGCAGAAGCAAGAGUGGGCGUGGCUGCUGUGUGGCUUUCAACCUGGUGAAAGAGGUGGCAACGCCUGCUGCUUGUGAUGUAGUUCGGCUGCAGAGGAUUCGACGCACGCAAAAGACAGGUCUUCAUGCCUUGCAAUGGAGGUCGAUUCAGGAUGAUUGGACUGCGUACGCAUGUGCUCGCAACUUCUCGCCUUCAGAGGAAAACAGAAAGAAUAAAGACGUGCUCCGAGAAAUGCUGAAGGACCAGAAGAACACGUAUUACACGCAUCUGAAGAAGAUUAGGAGUUGCUUUCUUUCUUUGCCGCACCUUGAAGAUAUGCAGAAAAUUUGUGGAGCCGCUAAGAACACGCUGACAACCGACUUGCCGCCGGCUUUGCGAGAUAUUGUCUCUAUUGGGGUUAUACCUGGUGAGGGUACCGAUGCCGCAGAGAGUUUCGCACAGAGCCGCGCAAACACAAGCUUUUUCGUCGUGGAUCGAUAUAUCCCUCGAGCAAGCGGUGUUUCGACCUCUGAUAGUGGUUCCGUGACCAGUUUUCCUAAGAAUACUGAAGCUGCUCACGACCCGGCUUUUCCUUACAUACGCCGAGUCAGGGCGUAUGAGUAUAUUAAGCUUCGAAUCGAGCCUCACCUUGAAAAGCGCCGAGGACGGUGGCCGCUCGAGACCCCCGUUGCGCCUCUGGAGUGCCCGUGCAAUUGCCAAGUACGUCGAUAUUUUGGACUUCCGUGGUAUGUUCCUGGGUCAGUUGUAGACAACACACCCGUUCAUGUGCACUGCGUAGAAAAUGACAGCCAUUUGAAGUCCUGUGCGUCGUGUCGCCGAGGCGCAUGGCGCGAGUACCUCUCGCACCAGGACAGUUCCGGUUUUGAUAGAGUCGAAACGAUGCCUCCGCAGCGUGGCUACUGGAGACUCCGGUGGACACGUGAGUACUGCGAGUCUCGGUUGGGACUGCCUGCGACCUUCCACCAGCCGUCAGGUAGCAGCAGCCCCUGUUUGCCCCGGCCCAGAGGGUCGCGUUGCGCGACGAAGUGGGAACUGCCGGUCUUUUUUCACCGUAUCCGUUACGCUAAGCCAGUCCGUGCGACGUGUCCGAUGCAUGAACAGCCGCUGAGCAGCAGUACAGCGGUGGAGCAGCGGCUGGCCACGCAAUGGACGAGGCUGCGUGCGCAUGACGCUGCUAUGGACGCGGUGGAAUUCUUCAUUAAAGACGGGUGUCCGGAUCAGGUAGAGGGUGACAAUGCCAAGUUGAGUUCACAACUUACGACUUUACACCGGGAGGCCGACUGCAUCUACCGGCACGCGAAAGCUCUUCCCUCUGAGACACGGACCAAAACCUUCUCGAGCCACGAAAGACGCCACUUUGUGUGCCAGAAAAGUACUAAGUGGAUAGAGCCAUUUUUAGAGGAAUGCCCACAAAAGGGAGUUCGAAAUCUGGCCUGGCGCAGAGACGCGGACCGUUACGAGCGUUCAUGUACGCGGAGCGCCCGAUAUGGCUUGGACAGUGACCAGUACCCUUCUGAAAUCGAAGACAGCAGCGACGACGACUAUCUGACACCCGAUCCCUACGAUCCUGUUGGAGGCCACACCUACACUUUUUACUAUGAGAUUCCUCCGAUUCGGACGGCAAGCAGUGGCGUGGAAGUGGAUGAGCUGCUGCUGUCCUACGACAUGCGCAAAGACCGGCAAAUUCCACCGCAGAGGCAGGAAAACAGACUCAGACGUGCAGGAGGCAAACACCCUCCUAAAUUAGGAAAAAGGAGCACUGCGGAUGAGAAGCAGAGGCGCAGCCCGAGGUGGAAUGCAAGGCCCACAAAAUGUCAGCGAAAUCGCCUCGUUGCGCAGGCAGAGCUGGAUGUGUAUCAGCAUUUGUUCAAAACGUGGGACAUGCAGAACAGCCUGAGCCAAGAUAUUCACCCCGGCGACCCAGAAGACGAAGACAGCUUCAAUUAG